This is a messenger RNA of Mytilus californianus (California mussel), 1316 nucleotides long. RefSeq lists its product as uncharacterized. Bases 90 to 677 code for a protein of 195 amino acids. The record is from RefSeq and is a predicted model, not a curated record. Lineage: Eukaryota; Metazoa; Mollusca; Bivalvia; Mytilida; Mytilidae. The transcript is spliced from 6 exons.
CGUCAAUUUUGAUAUCCAAUUUCAAUAUUUGUCACGUUUCGAACCACUGUAGAUUAACACGAAGAUCAUUAUUAUAAAACACUUACACAAUGAAGCAAUACAAAUUAAUCUGUGGAUGUUUCUUAAUUUGUGCCUUAUGUUAUGGAUUGAAAUGUGAAGUUUGUAAAAGAGAUGGUAUUUUUUCUUACCACUGUGAGGGUUUGUGCAAUGGUUCAGUUACGAUAUUCUGUGAUGAGUGUUGUAAAUUAAAUGGUACUUGGCGCUGUGUAGUAAGCACCAGAUAUCAUCAAUGCGAGACUUCUUCCAGAACCACUACGACACGUGCCUACAACAGGUCGAUUUCAGAAAAGAAUAAAGCCAGUGGAACAUUAUCAACUGGAGCAGCAAUUGCACUAGGAGCAGGAGCAGUUGUUAUUGUUAUAUUUGUAAUACUGUAUGUAUUGAAAAGACGUUUGCGUCUGACUUUACCUAAUAAUAACACAAGAACUAACAACGGCGUUGGUCACAAUUUACAACAACCGACUGGAAAUCCAAUUGUGUUCAUUAGCGGAUCGGAUGGGAAGAGUGUCGUUAUAGCUUCUACAAAUCUGUCUUAUGCUCAACAAUCUUCGCAUAACUUGCCACCUUCCUACUCAUGUGCAAAUGUCCAACAGCCGAUGCAUACUGUAUCGCAGUAAAGGACUACAUACAUUAACAUUCUGGAUACUAUUUACACAUAUUGAUGAGUUCCUGCAAACUAGUGAUUGCUCGCUUGACAAGAAUUUGAAUAUUAUUAUCAAAAGAAGUACUGACAUACUCGUAUUAUUGUGCAAUUAUAAAGUAAAAUGUAACGACAGAGGUUUAAUCAGUAGUACUCAUUUUAAACCAACAACCUUGUUAUCUAUUCCUAUUAAUUAAACCUUUUCAUCAGGUAAACACACAUGCUUUAUCAUUGUACUGAUUUUUUUAACAAUCCCAUAUUGUUUAUUUUGUUUUGUUUUGUUUUUGUUUUCUUUCCAUUUCUUAGUGUUUUUCAUGUGUUACAUUGUAUGUGGUCGUUGCAAGUCAUACCACGAAUCUCUAUUUUUUAUAAGUGCAACAUUCCUUACUAAAUUGUCUUUAUUAACUGCACAUAACAUACGUAUUUAUUAAUUAACAUGAAUAAUGCAUAUCCAUACUGCUGUUGUUCGUUGAAGUUUUAAAAGAAGUAUGAGGUCGACAAAAUUUUCAAAUACUAGCAUGUUUGUGUUGACGCGAUAAACACAAAUACAGAUAUGUAUGACAAGCAUUUUUUUCAUGCUUUGAAAUUUUAAUAAAUGAACAAAUAAACAAAUAAA